GCUCGCGUAAGCUCGCACGCGCCGUCGGUGUGUGUGUGUCGGUGCCGCCUAGGAACAUUCAGGCCGGCGCGGCUGGCAGUGCUCACAACAGUGCCCACUUUCUAACAUGGCAGAUCAAUUUGUGUUGUAUUAUCAUGUGACGGCGAAACGCUCCCGUUGAUAGGACCCGUAACCUCGUGUGAAGCGAUCCUAGUCCCCCCGGUAACCUCGCGAGUGUGGACGCGCGGACGCGGUCGCGUUAAAUGUCCGUCGCGAUGGCGGACCUCAAGAGCCCGCCGUUCAGUGACAUCAAGCGGCCCGAGGAGGUGGUGGCGAUGGCGAUGAACGACAGCCUCAAGUUCGCCGUGCUGAUCGGCCUGAUCGAGGUGGGACAGGUGUCCAAUAGGGAGGUCGUCGACACCGUGCUACACCUGCUCGUAGGCGGUGAAUUCGACAUGGAGCUGAAUUUCGUGAUACAGGACGCACAGAACAUCAGGCACAUGCUGGAGCUUCUCGACCAUUGCCCACCCAAUCUCCAGCGUAGUGUUUCUGAGAAUGCGAAGAACAUGAAGAUAGAAAAGUGAUUUCUAAGAUUCUUCUCGGAUAUCAUCCAGUAGAGUCGAGUUACACUAUUGCGUUGGAGCUGAUCGAAGAGUCUCAGACUACUCAAUCUUUCCCUAGUCUCGACAGCUUUUGAAAUAGACAGCAAUUUAUAUCUCUUAUAAGAUUUCCCAUUUAUCACCAUUCGAUAUGUCUAAUUCCUUUAGUCAUCUGU
Molecule: messenger RNA, 754 nt
Organism: Trachymyrmex septentrionalis
Lineage: Eukaryota; Metazoa; Arthropoda; Insecta; Hymenoptera; Formicidae
Product: neurobeachin-like
Exons: 3
Coding region: 243-563 (106 amino acids)
Source: RefSeq, a predicted model, not a curated record